Nicotiana tabacum (common tobacco) is the source of this 1402-nucleotide messenger RNA. RefSeq lists its product as uncharacterized. Lineage: Eukaryota; Viridiplantae; Streptophyta; Magnoliopsida; Solanales; Solanaceae. Gene Ontology annotation, biological process: translation. The record is from RefSeq and is a predicted model, not a curated record. Gene Ontology annotation, cellular component: ribosome. Gene Ontology annotation, molecular function: structural constituent of ribosome; RNA binding.
CAAACAAAGAAGAUCAGACCCCCCCCCCCCUUCCAAAACCCUAGCCGCCUCACACCCUUCUCUCUCCUUCUCCAUUCUUCUCACUUCACCAGAGAUGAACGAGAAUCAGACCCUUCCCAACAAAAAUCCCUAAUUCCCUUCCUCUAUCAUCGACUCCAAAAGACCCCUCCUCAAAAAUAGCCGCCGCCGGACCUCUCUCUGCAAAAACCUUCAUCGGCCGUCCCUCCAUCCUCUCAAGAGAGAACCAAACAGAUCCCUCCCCGUUCUUCAACCUCGCAGCUAAAAAAAGACUUUCAGCUCUGAAAAAAAAGAAGAAAGAAAGAAAGAUUUCAGUUUGUUGGCUCGUGGUUUUCUGGGAUUUCAAGAGUGUUUAAACUCUCCAAAAUUGCUGGUUGAUUGUUGAAUUUGUGGCUGCUUUGGCUAGGUCUUGCCAGUCUCCAUUUCUGCUCUGUAUUUGUCUUUCCAGUCUAGUGGCGUUUUCUCUAGCCGGUGGUCUAUCGGAAACAGUCUCUCUGCCUUCCCGGGUAGGGCAAGGUGCUUGUACUUUAGUGAAGCUCAAAAUGGGUUGGAAAAGUUAUCAGAAACUCAUUCAUCAGUGGAGAAUUCUCAGAGGUGAUAAUGUCAUGAUUACAAGAGGAAAAGAUAAAGGCGAGACUGGUACCAUUAAGCGUGUCAUACGUUCCCAAAACCGUGUAAUCGUUGAGGGCAAAAACUUGGUCAAGAAACAUAUUAAACAAGGGCAAGGCCAUGAAGGUGGGAUAUUUUCUGUUGAGGCGCCGCUGCAUGUAUCCAAUGUUCAGGUUGUAGAUCCAGUCACAGGGAAACCAACAAAGGUCGGGAUUAGAUUCCUAGAGGAUGGCUCCAAAGUAAGAGUUUCAAGAGGUAUAGGAGCGUCAGGUUCUAUUAUUCCUCGGCCCGAGAUCUUAAAAAUAAGGACCACACCAAGGCCUACAGUUGCUGGUCCCAAAGAUACUCCAAUGGAGGUGGUCAUGGAGAGGACGUAUGAUCCAAAAACAGGAAAAGGCAUGCCAGAUCUCUGAGAAAAUUAUCCAUAUUUACACAUCUCAAUGUGGUGCAGAUGCUGGUUGCCUGCAUUACUUUUGUGAAAACUGGCAUAAUAUGGUUAUUUGUUUCAUUCAAAAUCUCAUUGUACACUGUUUGGCUUUAGACCAAGAGAAUUUGCUACGCUCAUUCAAAUCUUAAAUGAGUCAUCUGGGGAUUCUUCAAUCGAAAAAUUGAUAGGAUGUUCACAAACCCAGUGUUGUUGUUCAAUUCUGGACUUAAGGUAUCUGUUUAAUACAUGCUGUUCUAGAGAAACAAAAAUUUGAAUUUGCAUGUGGAUUUCAAUUGAGUUCUCGAAUUGUAGAGCAUCUGUCAAUUCCACAUUUUCGGGUUGUCUGCA